This is a messenger RNA of Neofelis nebulosa (Clouded leopard), 1349 nucleotides long. It is a transcript of the gene GAS1, whose product is annotated as growth arrest specific 1. NCBI's taxonomy places the organism in Eukaryota, Metazoa, Chordata, Mammalia, Carnivora, Felidae. The transcript has a single exon. Gene Ontology annotation, cellular component: plasma membrane. Bases 10 to 1053 code for a protein of 347 amino acids. The record is from RefSeq and is a predicted model, not a curated record. Gene Ontology annotation, biological process: negative regulation of mitotic cell cycle.
CUGCCCGCGAUGGUGGCAGGGCUGCUGGGCGGCGGCGGCGGGGCCCGCGCGGGGACCGUGCCGGGCGCCUGGCUGUGCCUGAUGGCGCUGCUGCAGCUGCUGGGCUCGGCGCCGCGGGGCUCGGGGCUGGCGCACGGCCGCCGCCUCAUCUGCUGGCAGGCGCUGCUGCAGUGCCAGGGGGAGCCGGAGUGCAGCUACGCCUACAACCAGUACGCCGAGGCGUGCGCGCCCGUACUGGCGCAGCGCGGCGGGGGCGACGCGCCGGAGGCCGCUGCCGCCGCCGCCGCCGCCUUCCCGGCCUCGGCCGCCUCGUUCUCGUCGCGCUGGCGCUGCCCGAGCCACUGCAUCUCGGCGCUCAUUCAGCUCAACCACACGCGCCGCGGGCCCGCCCUGGAAGACUGUGACUGCGCGCAGGACGAGAACUGCAAGUCCACCAAGCGCGCCAUUGAGCCGUGCCUGCCCCGGACGAGCAGCGGCGGCGCGGGCGGCCCGGGCGCGGGCGGGGUCAUGGGCUGCACCGAGGCCCGGCGGCGCUGCGACCGCGACAGCCGCUGCAACCUGGCCCUCAGCCGCUACCUGACCUACUGCGGCAAGCUCUUCAACGGGCUGCGCUGCACCGACGAGUGCCGCACGGUCAUCGAGGACAUGCUGGCCGUGCCCAAGGCGGCGCUGCUCAACGACUGCGUGUGCGACGGCCUGGAGCGGCCCAUCUGUGAGUCGGUCAAGGAGAACAUGGCCCGCCUGUGCUUCGGUGCUGAGCUGGGUAACGGCCCGGGCAGCAGCGGCUCGGACGGGGGCCUGGACGACUACUACGACGAGGACUACGACGACGAGCAGCGCGCCGGGGGCGCUGGCGGCGAGCAGCCGCUGGACGAUGACGACGGCGUCCCGCACCCGGCGCGCCCGGGCGGCGGCGCUGCAGCCACGGGCGGCCGCGGGGACCUGCCCUACGGGCCGGGGCGCAGGAGCAGCGGCGGCGGUCGCUCGGCGCCCGGAGGCGCUUGGACCCCGCUCGCCUCCAUCUUGCUGCCGCUGCUGCCGCUGCUCUUUUAGCCCUGGAGUCCCCCGCCGUGGGCUGCGGGAGGGCCUGCGCCGGGGCACCUGUGGCACGGGGACCGAGGGGAUGGUUUGGAUACUUUCCAAAGCGUGUACUAAGUAGACUCUGCCUAGCGGGUCUCUCCUGCACGACUCUUGGCACUUCUCCCGUGUCCUCUCCCGAGCAUGACUUCUUGGACAUCCUCCCCCUCCCAUUCCAGGCUCCAGAAACUCCCAGCUCGUCUGCCCAGAGGAAACCGGCCUAGCUAGAGUUUAGGAUGCCGGGGAUGGAAUGGGGGAGGCGGGGGUGGGUG